Molecule: messenger RNA, 1943 nt
Organism: Helianthus annuus (common sunflower)
Lineage: Eukaryota; Viridiplantae; Streptophyta; Magnoliopsida; Asterales; Asteraceae
Product: scarecrow-like protein 3
Exons: 1
Coding region: 423-1775 (450 amino acids)
Biological process (GO): regulation of DNA-templated transcription
Cellular component (GO): nucleus
Molecular function (GO): DNA-binding transcription factor activity; sequence-specific DNA binding
Source: RefSeq, a predicted model, not a curated record
CACUUAAGCGAUGACAAAUAAGCAGUUUUGGUAUAGAGAGAGAGAGAGAGAGAGAGAGCACUCUUCUUCACAUAUUCUUCUGCAACACUAAUCGACACAAAAUCAGUGAAGACAAAAACAAAUACAAAUCGCACGCCAUUUGUUCUCCCACAUCUUCUUUGUUUUCACAUCUUUGUAAAUUCACGAUCAAACAAACCGCCUCACUGACUGAUUACCCUUCAAGUUUCUCUCUCUCUCUCUCUCUCUCUACAAAACCCCAUAAUCUCGUCUUCUUUGAUUUCAGUUGUGAGAUUUGAGUUGGGUUUUUGAUGAAUUUCAAAACCCAUUGUUCAUACUUUCGUUGUUGCUGUUCAUCACUAGAAACAAACCCCAAAGUCGUUAUCUUGUUUGCCUUUCAUUGCUCUUCUUUUUGUUGAGUUGAAAUGUUUCAAGAUGAUGGAUCAUCAUCAUCUGUGACUUCAACACCAGCCCAAUCUGGAAUGGGAUACCCAUGGCUCAAGGAGCUCAAAUCAGAAGAAAGGGGUUUGUGUUUGAUUCAUUUGUUACUCACUUGCGCUAAACAUGUAGCUUCAGCUAACUUUGAACAUGCCAAUAUUGCCCUUGAUCAAAUCUCCCAUCUCGCCUCACCCCAAGGCGAUACAAUGCAACGUAUCGCCUCCUAUUUCGCUCAAGCACUCGCCAAUCGAAUGCUCAAAACAUGGCCCGGAAUCUAUAAAGCUCUUCAUUCUACUAAGGUAUCAUUUGCCUCUGACAACACUUUGGUUAGAAAGAUGUUUUUCGACUACUUUCCUUAUUUGAAAAUAGCAUUUGUCAUAACUAAUCAAGCCAUAAUUGAGGCUAUGGAAGGGGAGAAGAUGGUUCAUGUGGUUGAUCUUAAUGCGGCUGAACCUACUCAGUGGUGCGCGCUGGUUCGUGACCUCAGCGCGCGCCCUGAGGGGCCUCCGCAUUUGAGGAUCACGGGUGUGCAUCAACAAAAAGAGGUUUUAGACCAGAUGGCUAGAGUUUUGACUGAAGAAGCUGAGAAGUUAGAUAUCCCAUUUCAGUUUAAUCCCAUUGUGAGCAAACUAGAGAAUCUUGAUGUCGAAAAACUGAACGUUAAAACAGGGGAGGCUUUGGCAAUUAGCUCGGUUCUACAGUUCCAUUCGUUGUUGGCACCAGACGGCGAAGUCGUUAAAUCGAAUAGUAACUCAAAAGGGGUUAACUUGCACAGAGUUUUCCAUGUGAAUCAAAAAGAUUUGGUCAACGGGUAUAGCCCGAGUCAAGAUACUGCCUCGUCAUCCCCUUUAUCUGGUACCAUCACUUCAACAAAAAUAGAAGGAUUUUUAAACGCGUUGAGGGGUUUGUCACCAAAAGUAAUGGUGAUCGCGGAGCAAGAUUCUGAUCAUAACAAACCCUCUCUAAUGGAGAGACUUUCAGAAUCUUUAUACUUCUAUGCUGCGUUAUUUGACUGUUUGGAAUCGAGUUUACCACGAACUUCAAUGGAGAGAUUGAAGGUGGAAAAGAUGUUAUUUGGAGAGGAGAUCAAGAACAUUAUCUCUUGUGAAGGUGGGGAGAGAAAAGAGAGGCAUGAAAAGCUCGAUAAGUGGGCUCAAAGACUGGAUUUAGCUGGAUUCUGGUGCGCCCCUUUGAGCUAUUAUGCGCUUUUGCAGUCGCGCAGAUUGCUUCAAGGGUAUAGUUGUGAUGGGUGUAGGCUCAAAGAAGAGAAUGGGUGUGUGGUGAUGUGCUGGCAAGACCGGCCCCUUUUCUCUGUUUCUGCGUGGAAAUGCCAAAGGUGAAAGAAAGGAUAGUCGAUCUUGUUUCGUGCUAAUGUCGUAUUUCUAAUGUUUUCCUUUUGGUUUUCGGUGUACCUUGGCUAAUUAAUUUAGAUAUAUGUGCCUAGUUGCUGGUUUCUAUAUAGUGAAGCAUCUAAUCUAAUCUAAUCUUGCUGGUACAUUACAUAACAA